Messenger RNA from Drosophila serrata, 625 nucleotides. Its product is annotated as protamine-like. Lineage: Eukaryota; Metazoa; Arthropoda; Insecta; Diptera; Drosophilidae. The record is from RefSeq and is a predicted model, not a curated record. Gene Ontology annotation, biological process: sperm DNA condensation; spermatogenesis.
AGAAUAUCAUUUGAAAUUCAGCUUCUCUCAAAAACAGUUCACAUUCAAAAAUCUCUCGUAAAUAUUUUACAAUAUUUUCUAGAAACUUUUUGUAACAAACAAAUUUUAAAGUGCGAAAUUUUGUUUCUAAAAAUAUGGAGAAUGUGAUUAUAAACCAGGAUAUGGCCUGCCGAAAGCCAAAAAAGAAGCCAGCUUGCGGCAGAGUGAAAUGCAGCAAGCCAGGACCGAUUACAAACAAUGGGUAUUUGAAUUUCAUACGUUCAUUCCGCAGAAAGAACUGUGGCCUUAUGCCGAGAGAGCUGGUCUCGAAGGCAGCCAAGGCCUGGAAUUGCCUUCCGGAAAAAACUAAAGAUAAAUACCGCCGCCAGGCUUGCCAAGUUUCAAAUAAACCUAAACGCAAGGCACGCUCAGGUUGCCGCAAGCCUAAAGCUAAGAAAUGUCGAAAAUAAUGUUAGAGCACAAUGUAAACUUUUCCUUUACAGGCUCUACAAGAUGCUGACAAAAGCCCUGGAAUCAAAUCAAGCCGCUCUUUUACAAGCAUCGACUUCCUGGGAUACUGUUUGGAUUUCAUAAAAAUUGUCACGUUUAUCUAGUGUAUUUUGAUAAAGCACUCUAGUUUUGGGAA